Molecule: messenger RNA, 702 nt
Organism: Symbiodinium sp. CCMP2592
Lineage: Eukaryota; Dinophyceae; Suessiales; Symbiodiniaceae
Source: the annotation of a GenBank genome assembly
AUGCGGGGGGACUUCUGGCUCUUCUUCGGGCUGCACAUGAUGGUAUGGGGAUUCUUCCAGCAUGGAUGGAGGGACAACGCCGGAUGGAAGGGCAAUCGCGGGGGCAACCUCGGGACUGUGGGCAUCGAUUGGGUCGACUGCUGGGUCGACCUGAAGAUGAUAUCCAUCAUGGUCACGUUUUUCCUGGCCUUCUAUGUGAACCAGUGUUUUGGGAGAUACCAGCACAUCUGCGCGACAACGCAGAAGAUGUUUGCUUCAGCUCACGACUUCAUGUACCAUGCCCGACUCUUCCUACGGAAGCCGGACAAGCCGUACGACCGUUUGUCCAGCCGCUGGAUCACCGCAGUGUCGCUGCUGGGCGUGGCUCAGCUGGAGACUCGUGGACAGACUGACCUGGACGAGCAGCAGUGGAAAUCCUUCGUCUCCUCCGGAUUGGUUCGGAAGAGCGAGGUGGAGUUCCUGCGCAGUUUGGGAGGCUUGGGGCGGCUCCUCGUUGUAACGCAGAUGGCCGGCGAGGUGGUCCGAAGCGCGCUGGAGGCUGAAGGAAAGGCCGAUGCCGCCAGGGAUUCUGUCCUGACAGAAAUGGUGGACCGACUCCUCGUUUACAAGGAGCACCACCAGGACCUGCUGGACCUUUCUGCAGUUAAAGUUCCCGUUCACUACCAUCACUUGCUGACCGCCCCUGGACUGAAACAGAGUUGA